CUUUACUAUUUUUUCGGCAGUGAAGGGAACUUGUAAAGCAUCAGUGACAGUCGUCGCAUGCAACAAUUAAUUUCUCCGAUUCGAGGCGUUCACCAACACGUGGACUGAGAGCCGCUAUCGCGGGUCCGGAGACCAGACAAACCAAGUGAGCGAUGAGUCGUAAGGACGAGCGCAGCCUGCUGGGGGAGGACGCUGGGGACGAAGGGUCCAGGGACCCCGGCAUCACCGCCCACCACACGUCCAGCGCCGACGACUAUGAGGGCCACAGAGCCCACUCAGUGUAUGUGGGUUACCAGCUGCCCAGCUCCAUGCAGCACAAGAAACGCUCCCGCCACCGCCACCAUCGUCACCACCGUCACCACCAGCAGAACAACAAGCCUAACGAUGGACCCAUGGAGGACCCCAGCACGCGGGUGCAGUUCAUCCUGGGCGAGGAGCAGGAUGACGGCAGCAGCCACGCCGUGCACCCCAUCUUCUCUGAGAUGGAGACGCUCGUUACCGUUGAUGGGCAGUACGAGUGGAAGGAGACCGCCAGAUGGGUGAAGUUUGAGGAGGACGUAGAGGAAGGUGGGGAGCGCUGGUCCAAGCCCCACGUGGCGACGCUGUCGCUGCACGCUCUCUUCGAGCUGCGGUCGUUCCUGAUGAAGGGCGUCGUGCUGCUCGACAUGGACGCCAUCAGCAUCGAGCAGGUCGCCGAGCUCGCCAUCGAGGCGCUCGUCAACAAGAAGCAACUCGAGCCUGAGAACAAGGAGCUACUGAAAGACGUUAUCAUGCGUCGUCACAAACAUCUCUACGAACGCAGCACCAAGGAGGGCGGCAAGAGCAUGUCUAACCUGCCUCUCAUACGCAGCCUUGCCGAGAUCGGCCGGAACCACAGCAGCUCUAAAAGGUUCUUCAAGUCGAUGUCUUUUGCAGGUACUCAGCCUCCGCAAGGAAGCGCUGGGACAGACACAGGUUUGGAUACAUCUCCCUCCACAGGAUCCAUUAACAGGAACCAGAGCGGCGAGCGGCUCGAUAAGGCGGCCACCGCCUCGCAAGUAAACCUCAACAAGGGAAACACAAACUUCAUGCGAAAGAUUCCCCCCGGGUCGGAAGCAUCCAACAUUUUGGUGGGCGAAGUGAACUUCCUGAAGCGUCCCUUCGCCGUGUUCAUCCGCCUCAGCGAGGCUGCCUUCAUGGGCAACCUUACUGAAGUGCCAGUCCCUACCCGCUUCAUCUUCAUCCACAUGGGCCCUCAGGGAGGUUUGUCGCACUUCCACGAGAACGGGCGGGCGAUGGCAACGCUGUUCAGCGACGAGAUCUUCCACGAGGUCGCCUACAAGGCACAGAAGAACGAGCAUCUUUUGGCCGGCGUCGACGAGUUUUUGGACGCCGUCACCGUCUUGCCACCUGGCGAAUGGGACCCUUCCAUUAGGAUCGAGCCGCCCGCGCUGAUCCCGUCUCAGGAGCAGCGCAAGAAGCCCCAGAAGGUUCUUGUGGUGGAUGAGGAGGAAGAGGAACGCAAGAUGAGGGAAGCCAGUGGCUUGGUGCGCACUGGGCGCCUCUUUGGUGGCUUCAUAAACGACGUGAAGCGCAAGGCUCCGUGGUACUGGAGCGAUUUUCGAGAUGGAAUAUCCAUGCAGUCCGUGGCCACGUUCUUCUUCUUGUAUUUUGCGUGCCUGGCGCCUAUCAUUACCUUCGGUGGAUUGCUGGGGGAAGCCACCGGCAACCGUAUUGCUGCUAUGGAGUCCUUGGUGUCUGGCCUGGUCUGUGGCGUGGUCUAUGGUCUGUUUUCUGGACAACCUCUGACAAUUCUAGGGUCUACUGGCCCGGUCUUGGUCUUCGAGUCGAUCAUGUACGAUUUCUGCACCCGCGCUGAGUGGGAUUACCUCUCGUUCAGGCUGUGGGUGGGGCUGUGGUGUGGAGCGAUCCUCAUCUUAUUGGUGGCCAUUGAUGCCUCAGCUAUGGUGUGCUACAUCACCAGGUUCACGGAGGAGAACUUCGCCACCUUAAUCGCCUUCAUCUUCAUCUACAAAGCCGUGGAGAAAGUGGCUCUCAUCGGCUCCAAGUAUCCGAUGGAGACACACGUGGAUUGGGAGAAGCCAUGCGUGUGUGAUGCUGGCGAGGAGUGGAAUGGGACUGUCAACGACUGGAACAUCACUAGUGACGACUGUGUACAGUCGUUUAAUGGCACCAUGGUGGGCCCAGGCUGUGCUCACUAUUACCCUGACGUGUUCCUGCUCUCUGUUCUUCUGUUCCUUGGCACAUUCCUCAUCUCCUGCACCCUUAAGGACUUCAAGGGCGCCUCCUUCUUCCCUACAAAGAAAGGUGGAGGGUAUCCCCUGGACCUGUUUUGCGUGGCUGUACGGUACUCAUCUUACUCACUCUGUCCCCAGAAAGGUGGAGGGUAUCCCCUGGACCUGUUUUGCGUGGCUGUACGGUACUCAUCUUACUCACUCUGUCCCCAGAAAGGUGGAGGGUAUCCCCUGGACCUGUUUUGCGUGGCUGUACGGUACUCAUCUUACUCACUCUGUCCCCAGAAAGGUGGAGGGUAUCCCCUGGACCUGUUUUGCGUGGCUGUACGGUACUCAUCUUACUCACUCUGUCCCCAGAAAGGUGGAGGGUAUCCCCUGGACCUGUUUUGCGUGGCUGUACGGUACUCAUCUUACUCACUCUGUCCCCAGAAAGGUGGAGGGUAUCACCUGGACCUGUUUUGCGUGGCUGUACGGUACUCAUCUUACUCACUCUGUCCCCAGAAAGGCGGAGGGUAUCACCUGGACCUGUUCUGCGUAGCUGUGCUCAUCAUGAUCAACUCUAUCAUGGGUCUGCCGUGGUUCGUGGCCGCCACGGUGCUGUCCAUCAACCACGUCAACUCCCUGAAGCAGGAGAGCGAGUGCGCUGCCCCCGGGGAGAAGCCUCAAUUCUUGGGCGUCCAAGAGAACCGCGUACCCCUGAAGAAGGUGCACCUGUUCACCCUCAUCCAGCUGGUGUGUCUGGUCGUCCUCUGGGUCAUCAAGAGCUUCAGUCAGACCUCCAUCCUCUUCCCCAUCAUGGGCAUGAUGACCAUCCCUCUUGCUAACGGCAACGUCAUGCGGGUGCCCGUGAACAUCAACAUCUCUGAGGAGAUGAACAACUCGGGAAUCUGGAAGGGCAUGGACCACGGCGACGGACACGGCGAUCACGCCAGCUCCGCGCGCAACCGCGGGACGAAAAAGGACGCGCAGACAGCGGAGGAGCGGCGACGUCUGAGCGUGAUGCCCGAGGAUGAGGAGGGCGAGACCGAGGGCAUCACCAUCAAGGUGAUCCAACCAUAAGUGCGCACCAUAUGCAUCACCAUCAAGGUGAUCCAACCAUAAGUGCGCACCAUAUGCA
This is a messenger RNA of Hyalella azteca, 3351 nucleotides long. Its product is annotated as sodium bicarbonate cotransporter 3. Bases 153 to 3293 code for a protein of 1046 amino acids. Gene Ontology annotation, biological process: transmembrane transport; monoatomic anion transport; regulation of intracellular pH. Lineage: Eukaryota; Metazoa; Arthropoda; Malacostraca; Amphipoda; Hyalellidae. The record is from RefSeq and is a predicted model, not a curated record. The transcript is spliced from 15 exons. Gene Ontology annotation, molecular function: solute:inorganic anion antiporter activity; sodium:bicarbonate symporter activity; monoatomic anion transmembrane transporter activity. Gene Ontology annotation, cellular component: plasma membrane.